AUGCACAGCUUAAAAGAUUCGUCCAUAGAGUGCAUCGCAUCUUAUAUAAACCGACAGGAAAGAUUUAAUUUGGCUAUAAGUUCAAAACACCUUUAUGCCUCCAUAAAAGCCACUUUAAUUCCUGAAUACGAUAAAAAAAUCAAAUACAGUAGCUUAAGAAGCACUUUUCUUCGAGCUCUCCAAUUCAACAACAAGAAAAAAGCACGAUUAACCACUAUUCACAAAAACAAUAAAGAUUUCCUCGUAGUUUCUCACUCACCCCCCCCAUCCUUGAUCGAACGACUCGCCAUCGUUCGAUCAAGGAUGGAGGUUAAAAAAAUUUUAUAUAUAAAAUAAAAAAUAUAUAUAUAUUUUUUUUUAUUUACUUUUAAAUAAGAGGGUUUAAGGGUAUUUAAUAAUUAUUUUUUACAGCAAAAAAUUUAAUUAAUUUCAUAAAAAUACCAAUUUUUAAUAUUUUGAUUUAUUAGUUACCCCUUUAAACUGUAUAAAUUUUAAUUUGUUCCUUAUUUAAAUUAAUUUUUUUUUUUUUUAAAAUUUUAAAGAUCUCUAUUUUAUUAGAUUAUUAAUUUUUUAAGCCUAGAUUGAUGACUAAAUCACUUCGUAUAGUUGAUUUCGAAGCUUUCUGUCGUCUCAAAGUCCCUGAAAACAACUUUAUUAGGUGCAUCUUCCCAAGCUUUUGAUAACUAUCGUUAUUUGCAGAUUUUUGAACUUUACCACCUAAGUGUGGAAUUUUUUUCCGCGUGUGAAAAUGUGUUUUUCAUGUGUGGAGCCCUUUUGAUUUCACAUGUGGAAUCCUCUUUUCACAUGCGGAAAAAAUUCCACACUUAGGUGGUAAAGUUCAAAAAAUUUGCAAAUAACGAUAAUAUAUUUUUAUAUAUAUAAAAAGUUUCAUGAUAUGAAAAUCGUUCGAUCAAGGAUGGGGGUUAAUUUCCCCAAUUUUUAGGAAUUUUUUACAGUCAAUCGUUCGAUCAAGGAUGGGGGGGUGGAGUCAGCAAAUUUAUAAUUUUCCAAAAGAAUUAUUUUCAAUCCACUACACCUUUAACAGUUCUGAUGCCACCAGUGGAACGAAAACCUUCACAAAUGACUUCAACGAUGAAAUUUCUAUUGCAAAUCCUUUAAUAUCUAACGAAGAAGGCAAAGAAAUAAACCCUAUAACUUGGCUUUCAUCUUCAGAUGAAUUUAAUGCAAUUGAUUUCACAGACAAAAAUGCUCUCUUAAAACGGCAACAAGAUAUCUUACAAAAAAUUAAAAAUAAUGAGCUCAGCCAUGAGCUCAAAAUUGACGAUAAUUCUUUGAAAUUCUUAAGGAAUCAAGGAAAUAUUGUAAUAAUUCUUUGCCUUGGUGGGUCAUUUUCUAUUGCAAAUUUUGAUGAAAAUGGAAAAUGCACCUUCCAUAAAUCUGAUAAAAAAUAUGUGGUAAGAGGAAAACAAGGACAAAGGCAAAGCACUGCUGAUAAGACUAAAGGAGGAAUAAAAUCAAUAGGCUCUCAAAUAAGAAGAGCAAACGAGCAAAAGCAUAAAGAAAAUAUUAUUGAAAUUAUUGAAGAAAAUACACAGAUUUUAGAUGACGCGAGUGUAAUCUUCUUUUUUGCGCCUGGAGUUAACAGAAAUAUAUUUUUAUCAGAAGAAGGGGUUUUGCAAAGAUGGCAAAAUAAAAUUAAAUCUGUUGGCUCAUCAAUACAGAGAGCAAAAUUCGAAGAAGCCAAGAGGAUUUUUGAAGAAAUCACGACAAUAACUUUCCUUUUUAAUAUGUAA
Blepharisma stoltei is the source of this 1754-nucleotide messenger RNA. NCBI's taxonomy places the organism in Eukaryota, Ciliophora, Heterotrichea, Heterotrichida, Blepharismidae. The record is from the annotation of a GenBank genome assembly.